This is a messenger RNA of Metschnikowia bicuspidata var. bicuspidata NRRL YB-4993, 1068 nucleotides long. RefSeq lists its product as uncharacterized. The record is from RefSeq and is a predicted model, not a curated record. The transcript has a single exon. NCBI's taxonomy places the organism in Eukaryota, Fungi, Ascomycota, Pichiomycetes, Serinales, Metschnikowiaceae. The coding region runs from base 342 to 920 and encodes 192 amino acids.
CCGGCGGGAAAAGCCAGGAUCACGUUUGUGCUGUAGGGGCCCCACAAAUACCAGCAAAUACAGGAGGGUGUUUUAAAAAGGCACCGGUUAGGAGAGCACAGGCCGGCUGGUUUUACGAACGGCUCGAAAAUUCGGCACACGUCGUGUUGUGGCGGGGUACGUUUGUUUUAGGGGGGAAAAACAAAAGGUGACACCUGGCGCACAAAUCGAGGAGACGGCCUGUUCAGGCGCGGCUCGUGGGAUCGGGUGACUACGUAUGACCUCUGCCCCAAGCCUGCGCAUGCCCAAACAAGACAGAAAAGCGACAUUGGCAGCGAGGGGAUCUAUGGAGCGAGGGGAUCAUGAGGAGCGCUGCCUGCGGCAUGUCCAGCCGGCCGACAUGCAUCCAAAAACAGGGUCGUGGGCAACGGCCACUUGGGUUUAUUAGUGCACGGCACGCUGGACCAGCAGAAAAUUGCUUGAGGCAUGACUGCGGGGCCGGCGCGCCUGCACACGGCCAGCGGCCGAUAAAGGAGAUGCGGCGAAUGGAACCUGGUCGAAAACAAACACGGGGUAGUCACGUGCGCGCGACAUUCCACCCCGCCACAGCUCCGCGGCCAGGCCCCGGCGGAGCAAGAUUGCGGCAUGCUGUUGUGUGUGUUGAGAAACCGCAGUGUUUGGAGUUCGGCGCUUUUAUCGUUCGGCGUGCUUAUAGUUCGGCGUGCCCGUAUAAGGCGUUUUUUUUUUCUUCAUUAAAGCGGGAGGUCGACAUUUUCCGGGCGCCGCGGGACAAAGCGCACGGGCCGGGAUCUGGUUUACGCGCGCCUGCCGACUUUACGACCCCAACCAGGCCUGAAACGGCGAGCCCCUUGGGCGCGCGCAUGCGACAAUCUCCUGCCCCAAUGGAUGUGUCUUUUUGCGGCGGAGACCGUCUUUUCUGAUCGCGUAGCGGGCAGGAAUUUGGUUCUUGGGUCAUCUCGUGGGUGUUUAUUGGCGGUGUCAUGUCGCGGGUGUUUAUUGGCGGUGUCAUGUCGCGGGUUUUUAUUGGCGGUGUCAUGUCGCGUGCAUUGAUUAGCUGGGCAUGUCGCG